GUUUACUCCGAGCCUUCGCCUUAAGUGGUUGACUUUCGCAAAUCCGGACUAGGUGCUUAAAGAAAUUGUUUUAAAGUGGCAUUUAUUUGAAAUGUAUUUGGUUUAAAGUGCUACUAAAAUGUAAACUAAUGGCUUAAAAGUGCUAGUAACAUGUAAAGUGAUUAUACAAGUUCGAAUAUGUCAAACACGUAUUCUUAGGAACAAAUGAAACUAUUAAAAUAAAUAGUUCUUCUAAUGUUAUAUAAAAAUUGUUCCGGGUGUAGCUUUCUUGGAAGUAUUAUUAGUUGCUUAUCAAGAACUCAGCAGUGCUAAUCCAGAAAACUAGUUUGCUUUAAGCUCCCACAUUAAGUGAAACACAUUAAGUGAAGCAUUAAGUGGAAACAAGUUGAGACUGUGAAAGAGUAUAAAACAUGAGUUCCCACGCCCAGGUGUCCAGCACACCCCCGCCUUCGUAUGAGGAGGCCAUGGGCUGGGCACCACGCAGAUCGCAGAGCACCACGACGCUGCUCCCGCGGAAUACAUCUUCGUUGAUGAUCUGUCCACUGUGCCACGACGAGAUCGAGACGACCACCAAGGUGCGGCGGCGAACGAUCGCCUACGUGGCCUCGGGCAUUGUGUUGUUCACCACCUGCGGCAUGGGAUGCUGGCUGAUACCCUGCAUCCUCGACAGCUUCAACGAGAUCCAUCACUCGUGCCCCGUCUGCAAGGCGAACCUGGGUACGGUACCCCAAUAUGAUCAGAGCUGGCAAACCUAAUUAAUCAUCUGAAAUAUACAUAUAUGUAUAAGUAAUCUUAACUUAAAACUAAGUGAAACUGAGAAACUGAAACAUGAAAAUAGCUCUAAGUUAGCUCUAAGUUAAUACAGAAUUGUGUUGAAUAA
Molecule: messenger RNA, 880 nt
Organism: Drosophila santomea
Lineage: Eukaryota; Metazoa; Arthropoda; Insecta; Diptera; Drosophilidae
Product: cell death-inducing p53-target protein 1
Exons: 1
Coding region: 411-755 (114 amino acids)
Molecular function (GO): zinc ion binding
Source: RefSeq, a predicted model, not a curated record